This is a messenger RNA of Etheostoma cragini (Arkansas darter), 1622 nucleotides long. RefSeq names its product RWD domain containing 2B (gene rwdd2b). The transcript has 4 exons. NCBI's taxonomy places the organism in Eukaryota, Metazoa, Chordata, Actinopteri, Perciformes, Percidae. Gene Ontology annotation, molecular function: protein binding. The record is from RefSeq and is a predicted model, not a curated record. Bases 92 to 988 code for a protein of 298 amino acids.
UGAUAUACGCUUGACCAGACUCACGUCGUUGAGUGAGGGGACAGAAGGAGUGGUUCCGGUGUGUUAGAGCCGACCCGGGCUUCCCGCUCCCAUGUCCGCGCUGCAGCGCGCUGAGUGGCAGCUCGCUGAGCUCGAGCUGCUGACCAGCAUGUUUCCCCGCCACGACGAGCUCCAGAUCCCAGACCAGCUGGCACUAGCGGAGCUCAGGGCCUAUGUGGAGGGCUCAGCCUCAGCAGACAGCCCCCCCCCCCCUCCUACUUCAACACCUGACUUCCUCAUCAAACUGAAGCUGGACUCUGCAGCCAUGGACAGGAUGGAUGUGGUCCUGUCAUGUGCUUUUCCAUCCCAGUAUCCCAGUGUGUUACCAGAGAUAACAGUCCGGUGUGCCGGUCUCAGCAGGGCCCAGCAGACACAGAUCCGCACAGAGCUCAAUGCAUACCUCAUGGAAAACUGCCAGGGGGAAGUGUGCGUGCUCUCAGCUGUGGACUGGCUGAAAGACAACCUGCAGCUCUUCAUCAACAAUAGCCUAUCAGCAGCACCGGCUCCUAAGAAGGAGUCUUCCUCUCCACGGCCACAGGAAGUGUUCAGCCGACUGUGGAUUUACAGUCAUCACAUCUACAACAAGACAAAGAGGAAGAACAUCUUGGAGUGGUCCAAGGAGCUGGGCCUGUCAGGAUUUAGCAUGCCCGGGAAGCCUGGUAUCGUGUGUGUGGAAGGUCCUCAUUCUGCCUGCGAGGAGUUCUGGUCCAGAGUGAAGGUCCUGACAUGGAAGAAGAUCCUGAUUCGACAUAGAGAGGAUAUUCCCCUUGAUCGUCAGGUAAAGGACAGCGUAGACUCCCUACGCAAAUUCACAGGCUUUGAAGAGGCGACGUUUGACCCCCAUGGGAACAGAGGUAAUCACAUGGACCUGGGGCAGCUCUACCAGUUCUUAAAUGAGAAAGGCUGUUGUGACGUCUUUCAGAUGUAUUUUGGCAUUAAAGGGAGGUAGUGGUCAGACCAAGAGAAUAAAUAAAGCUGCCUUGUCAUUAAAGUCUCUUCUCCUGAAAAUAAGCAUUAACUUAAAAAAGAAAUGCAGUCAUUACUGUUUAAGUUUCCUUUGUUUCACAUACAAGCACACGAAUGGAUUGUGAGCAUCACAAAAAGUGCAAUAACUGAACAACCUUUGCAUGGCUGUUGCUCAGCCGUCACCCUGGGACUUCACUGGGAUAACAAGCCAAAAGAACACUUCUGCAAUUUUGAGAAACUGAAACUUUUUUGUUUUUUUAGCUAAUGGGCAUGUUUUUCAAAAAGAAGCAUUAAAAAGAUGUUUAUCUGAGAGUAUUCUCAAGGACUUCAGUUAUUAAUGCAAUUUUAAUACCUCUGCAAGGAUCACACCUUGCCCUAGGUGUUUCUUUCCUCAAACGGCCCCACUGUGUAUUACUACAAGGCUAUUAUAGGAUUUUAGGACUGAUACCGCAUUAAUAAUUGGACAACAUAGGCAACAAUAUGCUAGAUAUCUGUUCAUGAAAUCUGUUUAUUUUCCGCUGAUAGAUAGCAUAACCGUGGAAAGUCUCUCUCCAAUUUUCUUUGAACAAUUUGUUCUUAGAUUGUGCAUUAUUGUGGUAAUUAAACGUGUUGUUGUU